AUGAAGACUCGCCCGAAAAAAAGUGUUUCUUCACGUGCUAGGCGGACCUCAAAACGUCCUCGGCUAGAAUCAUAUUCAUUUGUUAUCAAUCCCAUUUACAAGGAUACCCACUUUGUGGAAGGCUUCCGCAGUGAUCUCAAAGAAAAACUACCAUUUCCUCAUUGGCAGCUGCGUAACUUCCUCGAAGUUGACAGUUCCGCGAUCGAGCAUGUUGAGCAGGAACUCAUAGAGUAUCCGGCUUGGCACCGCAAAGAGAAUGACCUGUACUCUCUAUUACAAACACCCGAUCUGCAGACUCUUGAUGGAUCCAAGUACCCAGGAAUAAAUAGCUUCCGGAAAUUCCUUUGUAAUGAAAUGCGCGAGUGGUUAGCGAAUACCAGUGGGAUAGAUCUUCUACCGGAGGUUGACUCCACAGGUAGUUGUUAUGCGACCACUGAUUGCCUACUUCCUCAUUCCGAUCAAGUUGAAAAUCGUCAUUUUGCCUUCGUAUAUUAUUUCACAGAAGAGCCCUGGGAGGAGUCAUUUGGAGGACAGACCAACAUCUACAACACAAACGAAAAUUGUGAACCCACGGAGGUCUUCACUUCUUUCACUCCACAGAGGAACUCUCUGCUUCUUUUUGAGGUUUCUGAGAGAUCUUGGCAUUCUGUUGCUGAAGUUAUUGGAGAGGAAAACUCUCCGCGUCUUUCCAUAAAUGGCUGGUUCCACACUAAUCGCCCAAUUGAGCCACGUAUUCGCCCACCACUGACUCGCUCGCUGAUUUCACCCUACGGUGAUUCAGUUCUAUCUUCAUUCUUCAGUGAUCAAGUUCUCAAUGGGAAUUCUGAAAAAAGCAUGAGGGAGAUCUUCAAGAAAUCGAGUGAACUCCAGAUCAGAAGCGCUUUUCAGAAUGUUUUCUAUGAUGAUUUUCUGCUAGCGAUGGAUUCUGGGAAUUUUGUGGGAAGGGGUCCUGUAAAUAAAAGGUGGAUGAACGAAUAUGAUAUCGAAACUGCUAGCUCUGAUGGAUGCGCUAUUGAAUUUAUAAAAGCGCUGCGCUCCAACACAAUGAUGAACUUCAUCAAAAGUGUAACUGGAUCUGAGUACGAAGAACCGCAUACUACUCUGAGGAUCUUCCGCCUUACCCACGGAUGCUACACUGUUCUUGGAGACGAGGACGCCGACCAAUACACAAAAAAUGGGCCAUCGAUCGACUUUUGGUUCUAUUUCGGGAGAUCAAACUGGAACGAAGACGCUGGAGGAGAAAUUGUCUACAUCAAGAAAGAUGUGGAAGAACCGAUUCUUCGUUGUCCUCCAACUGUCGGAGCAAUGGCAAUAGUUCGCCGUGACGAAGAUGUAUUCCCUUUUCUUAAGUAUGUUAACCAUUUCGCUGGGUCUAACCCUAUCUACGUUGUCGCAUUGUCUGUUUACGGAUUGGUGACACAUACUGUUGAAAGCGCACAGGUCUCUGAAAGUCCGAAAGAAGAUCAUGAAAGGUCAUAA
Molecule: messenger RNA, 1479 nt
Organism: Necator americanus (New World hookworm)
Lineage: Eukaryota; Metazoa; Nematoda; Chromadorea; Rhabditida; Ancylostomatidae
Exons: 12
Coding region: 1-1479 (492 amino acids)
Biological process (GO): peptidyl-proline hydroxylation; regulation of translational termination
Cellular component (GO): cytoplasm
Molecular function (GO): L-ascorbic acid binding; iron ion binding; peptidyl-proline dioxygenase activity
Source: RefSeq, a predicted model, not a curated record